This is a messenger RNA of Cavenderia fasciculata, 1146 nucleotides long. RefSeq lists its product as uncharacterized. Bases 1 to 1146 code for a protein of 381 amino acids. NCBI's taxonomy places the organism in Eukaryota, Evosea, Eumycetozoa, Acytosteliales, Cavenderiaceae. The record is from RefSeq and is a predicted model, not a curated record. The transcript is spliced from 3 exons.
AUGAUGAUCGAUGACGAUGAAUUUCAAUGGGACGGUUAUGAUCAUUUGAUGAGUACCAAACCAUCAAAUAGAAAUGACCCAAAAGCAAGUAUAUUUGAUUUAAACAACAUGCGUGACUCUGUUCUCUUUGAAAAGGAUAGAUUUAGUUUUUGUUUAUCUCCUCCAAAAGAAAAGGGAGGUUCAUCAUUGACCACAAAAGCAAAUACUUCUUCAUCAUCGUCAUCAAAGGUUAGUCAACAACAACAACAACAUAUUCCAUAUGGAGUUCAACAACAACAACCAGUAUUAUCACACCAAGCAAAAGAAAAUAUUCCAAACAACUUGAAUGUUAGAAUCAUCAGCACAAAUACUAAACAACAACAACAACCAAUAACAUCACAACCAAUCAAGAUUAAACCAUCUAGUGCUUCACCUCCAUUGGUUUCUCAACAACAACAAAAACAAAAUACCUCAUCUUCAUCAAGUCUAAGUAGAGUACCAUCAUCACCAAAUAUUAAAACUCAACCAUUUAAUACAAAGACACCAACUGUUGGUAUUGCAACAAACCAUUCCUUGACAUCAUCGGUAGUACAAAAACAACCAACCACUGCCACCACCAGUAAGAAGGAACAACUUCAAUCACUCACAGAUGUCCAACUCGAUCCAAUGAGUACCAUUAGACUUCCAUCAAACCAACCAAUGUCAAAUAGACCACCAACACCAACCCAACAACAACCAUCGAGAGCUGGAUUAUCAACUCGUCCAGGUACUCCAACACAAAUUCCAGCCGUUCCUAUUCUAUCAUCACAAAAUUCGAUCACUGUCAUUCCAUUAUCCACUCGUCCAGCUACUCCAACCAAAGGUUUGACUUCUACCACCACUCCAACAUCUGUCAACCUCCCACCACCAUCUGCCGCCGUUACAUCUGCUCUAACUGCUCAGCUGCCACUCGAACAAAAUAACGGUAUUAGUAUUAUCACUGAAGCCAAAUUUGAAUCACGUCUUAAAAUUCUCGAAGCUGAAAAUCGUCUUCUCAAAUCACAAAUGUCUGACAAGGAUAAAUCAAUCGAUCAACUCUCUACAAGAAUUACAGAACUCGAAUCACAAAUGCAUACAUUUAUGGAUGAAGUAAAAUUAUUUUUAAUUGGUAAUAUGGAAAAUCAAUAA